CUUACUGCAGCUUACGCUCCUACCUGCAUCCACUUGACGGCGUAAGCACUCCCGUCUGACAGCAAUCUAUGGUACGGCAGUAAGGGAAAUGCGGCUAUCUUUGGCCCGCCUUAGCCUGGCGUGCUUGGUUGCAAGUGUGGCUUGCCUGACUGCCAAAUGCAUUCGUCGUCAAGCAUCGAACGUAGAGAUCGCCAAGGGACGGCUCGCGCGCGUUUGGGCAGUGUGUACUGCGGGGCGAAACUGGACGAGAGAGAGGGCGUUUCCCGUGUGCACUCCAAUUGAGGGCUUCGCUCGAACCACUGCGCUUAAAUGUUGGGUCUGUCACCUGUCAAGCGUAUCGACAGGCUGUGGUUUUGUUCUGCAUUCGACCAACUAUCACGGGCGGCAAACCUCAAUAUGCUAGUCUUCGCUGUGACGGCGGGCCCCUGACAGCUGAGGAGACCUCCGUAUUGACCGGACACGGCGCCUCACCCUUUGGCAGCGGCGUACACACACCGAUGGGCCUCUAGUGACGGCU
Messenger RNA from Alternaria rosae, 517 nucleotides. RefSeq lists its product as uncharacterized. Bases 89 to 403 code for a protein of 104 amino acids. The record is from RefSeq and is a predicted model, not a curated record. Lineage: Eukaryota; Fungi; Ascomycota; Dothideomycetes; Pleosporales; Pleosporaceae. The transcript has a single exon.